This is a messenger RNA of Sorghum bicolor (sorghum), 646 nucleotides long. RefSeq names its product two-component response regulator ORR12. The record is from RefSeq and is a predicted model, not a curated record. Gene Ontology annotation, biological process: cytokinin-activated signaling pathway; phosphorelay signal transduction system. NCBI's taxonomy places the organism in Eukaryota, Viridiplantae, Streptophyta, Magnoliopsida, Poales, Poaceae. Bases 66 to 437 code for a protein of 123 amino acids. The transcript has 5 exons.
AUCCAGUUUCAAAGGUUUGCAAGGUCUUCCUUAGAGGAAGGAACAAGAAGUUACAAGGGAGCAUCAUGGGCACUGUUGCUCCACAUGUACUCAUAGUUGAUGACACCUUUGUUGAUCGCCUUGUGGCAUCUCGAGUCUUAAAGAGUUGUAACAUUCAAGUGACAAUUGUGGAGGGCCCAAAGCAAGCCUUGGAUUUUCUAGAUGUGGAGAAUGAUGUAAAGCUGAUUCUAACCGACUAUUGUAUGCCUGGCAUGACUGGGUAUGAUCUUCUAAUGGAGGUGAAGGAAUCACCAAAGUUGAACCAUAUCCCUGUGGUGAUCAUGUCUAGUGACAACAUCCCUGAAAGGAUUCAAAAGUGCUUGGCUGCACGGGCAAAGGAGUAUAUCAUAAAGCCUAUCAAAGUUGCUGACGUGCACCGUAUUUUUAGCUACAUUUGAUAAGCUGAUGUAGGCAAAGAAUAAAGGAACAAAAGAACUCACUAUUGGGUUCUAUUUUCAAUUAUCUAUGAAGUCCUUGCAUGGUCUUCUUUUAUUUCAUCAAUUUUGUGUAAUUUGCUUGAACUUCAACUAGACAAUUUGUGUUUUUUCUAAAAGUGGUGUGUAUCAUAGAUCCAUAUGAUGUAUGUCAUCUUAUAAGCUUAAUAUGA